CAUGACUUCAGCAUGAUUCUGUUGAUUUAAUUCAAAUUUUUUUGGGGUUUAUCAGAACUGAAUUCUCUCAUAUUUAUUCAAGUUCUCUUUUAUCAAAAGAAUGUUUAUCGGUGCUCAUCAUUGCAACGCGACUGCGAUUUGACAGUUUAUAAUUUUCCGGGUCAAUUUUCGACAACGCCAUCUUCUCUUGUUGGUGAAAGAUUACGCUGAAACACAUAAGCGGCUACAAUUCGCGAUCGCUGCUGCAGUCUGCAGCGCAAAUGAUAUAACAAAACAUUUUUCGCAGUAAGCGCAGUGGAAGGAGCUGCAGCUGUGCGUUCGCCGACGUCGAUUUUUGCGUGCUAAUAUAAUCGCUCCUGAAAACAACGACGCGAAGUGUGCCUCGAGUGUUGCUGCUGCUGCGCAAAGAAAGAGCUGUUAUUGCUGAUUUUCUGCAGGCCAAAGUCCAAGCGUGCGAAUAAGAGACAGAGUUCGUGUGUGCCUGCUGCUGCUCGCUGUCUACACAAGCGAGUGCGAAUAUAAGUGAGGACAUAGAACAACAGCUGAUUUGCGCAAAAGCUAUCUUCUAUUAUAUCGUGUUACACUCGAGACGUGAUCGUGUGUACCGAAGCGAAGCGCUUGUGUGGGUCAAUUUGCAAAAUAAGCCCGGACCGUCUUGCGUGCACGCACCACCCCAGCAAUCACUUGGUGGCUGGUGGUUUGGAAUCGUCGGGGCCGCAGGCACAGACUAGAGUUUUGACCCGAGAUAUUACGAUUUUCCGUAUAUAGCUAUAGCUGCAGCUAUAUACAGCACAUAAAAGCGUCGCGAAUUCGUUAGUUUAUCGUUGCAGCGUGAAUAUAUAACUAUAUCGCUCGGACACGACGACGUCGACGACGACGACGACGACGACUUUUGCUCGAUUGAAGAGAUUCCAAAUUGAGUGAGGCAACAGUCAGUGGAAGAAGAAUAGCAGCAGGCGACUGACAAAACAACGUUCUAUCAAAAGCUGAAUUGAUACACUAAUCGAGGAAGAGUUAGAAAGGAAUCGAUCCAGUUCUAAAUGAAAAUUCAAAAAUGAAUAACGAAAAUGAUGAUACUGAAGGCCACAGCAUAACUGAUGUUGAAUUUAUGCCAGUUGUACCAACUAAUCCUUACCUAUCUGUGAGCCAACCAUGUGUCAAUGUGUGGAAGGAAAAAUUGAGCAAGGGUAUUUUAACAAAUACUCAUUUCAAAGAACAUUGGCGUAUAUGGGUUCCAAAAAUCUACAAACUUCAGCCAACAGACAAUUGUCUAGAAUGGCAAUUUAACGAAGACCAAGCUAGUAAAAUACUUUACGGUCCACUUGAAGAAUUCAUUCUCGGUGGCGAACCUUCUGAAGUUCUCAAACAGCUCAGCCAAAAUGACAAACCACCAUCUGUGUGCGGACGAGUUUUCAAAAAUGGGGAACCCACUUACAGUUGCAGAGAAUGUGGGGUGGAUGCUACUUGUGUCCUCUGUGUUGAUUGUUUUAAACAAUCAAUUCACAAAAAUCAUAAAUAUAAAAUGGGUAUCUCUGUUGGUGGAGGCUGUUGUGACUGUGGAGAUACCGAAGCUUGGAGAAAUGGACCAUAUUGCGACAUACACCAUGCUGGAAUAGAAUUAAAAGAUGUACCACCCAAGACAUUACCUACAGAAAUGCAGGAGCGAGCAGCCACAACUUUCACAGCUGUUCUAAGAUAUUGCUAUGAUUUACUUUCCAUGGAACAUAGUCCUAGUUUACCUGCAGACCUUUGUGUCAAAAAUACUGAUGAAGAUUCAGUUUCUUUUCAAGCAUCCAACGACACAUAUUGUACUGUUUUAUUUAAUGAUGAGAGUCAUACAUUCGACCAGGUAAUCGUAACACUUACUAGAGUAAUUAAGUGCUCUCAACGUGAUGCUAUAGAAUAUGUCACAAAUAUCGACCGUGAAGGCCGUGCAGUUGUCAAAUGUUCAGGAUUUCAACAUUGUCAAGAUUUGAAGGUGGAAAUUGAACGCUUUACCAACCGACACAGUAAUCGUCCGUUAAAAGUUCUCGUUGAACAUUCGCACGUGAUAGCGCAUCAAAUUUUCGCCAUGAAACUAUUGAGUUGGUUGCAACAUUUUAUCAGUCACGGCGAAGGAUUCAGACGUAUUUUCACUGAUGUAGCUCUCGAUGCGAAGUCACCGGACAUACCGAUAGCCAAAGGAAUUAUGGUUAGAGAUUGGCAGUUAUGGAAAGCUGCUAGAGCGGCUUGGCAUCGUCUAUUCAUCGCCGGCAUGCUUACCGAGUACGAAAGCAAAAAGAAACUUUCGAUUAUGUUCACUAGUAACUACGGCACUGUAUUAAAGGACUUCAUCGGUGAUGAUCAUGACCAUUCAUAUUCCAUUGCAUCGUUGGCAGUACAAUUAUUCACAGUACCCACCUUGGCCUAUCAUUUGAUUGCUCAUCAUGAAGCACUUUUUGUAUUGCUUAAUACUUUUUUAUCUGAGAGUCAAAGAAAGUGCAAUGCGAACGGAAAGCUUGAAUUUGAGAGGAACACACCGAAUAAUUCUUUCAAACGAGCUCAAUACAUACUGUACGACUUGCGAUAUCUGCUGAGUUCGAAACCCGAUACUUGGUGUGACGAGCUGCGGCGCGGAUUCUUAUUGGGUAUGUCAUUACUGUUACAACUGUUCAGCUCUAUGCAAAUGAUGGAUGCCGUCGUAAGACAAGUCGGACAACACAUGGAAUAUGAACAAGAGUGGGAGUCAGCAUUUAAUCUGUACAUCAAGUUGUCCCCUGUGAUAAGUUUGACCAUCGAGUGGUGCAGUACUGACAAAUUAGUAAUGAUAAAAACUCUACGAUUGCUACUGAAGAAGAUCAAAGAUAUGUCACACGUCGCAGUGAUAACCGCCAAGCGCGUAGCCCAUCGCGAAGCAACGUGCAUUAUGUACGACGUAGCCUCGGAACCAGUAUCGAUACACCUACCGUUAUCGCGGCUACUUGCAGGUUUGCUCUUACACGUCGAGAAAUUCGGCCUUUCGCUUUCCAGUUCUGAAUUCGAAAUUGCCCCACGGCUCGGCGUGGAAGAAAUCAUCGAGCCAGUAUUGCGCGCUCAGGUAAUGAUAUCACAGGUACAUGCAGGAAUGUGGAGAAGAAAUGGUUACUCCUUGAUUCAUCAACUUUACUUCUAUCACAACGUUAAAUGUCGAACUGAAAUGUUGGACCGCGACAUUGUUUUGCUUCAAUUUGGAGCAGUUGCGAUAGAGAGUAACGAGUUCAUAAUCCACGUACUCAACAAGUACAAUUUGGUGAAUUGGGCGCAACCAGAGUUUGAAGAAAAACUUCCAGACUCAAACGACGACGACACUAUAAGGCAAACUAUUAUACUUAUUGAAGAAUUUUUAGGUUUGAUGAUAACGAUAAUAGCAGAGCGCUACGUUCCAGGCGUUGGUCGAGUAACCACCGACGACUGCAUGAAGAGGGAAAUUAUCCAACACUUAUGCAUCAAACCUCUGUCACACUCUGAGAUUCAUAAAGUUCUGCCAGACGACAUUCAUUAUGAGACCGGAAUGGAGCGAGUAAUUAACGACAUUGCAGAUUUCAAAAAACCUCAAAGCUCCGGGGGUAAGGGAGUAUACGAACUAAAACCCGAAUUUUACGAAACCUACGACGUCUUUUUUUAUCAUUAUACGAAAGAGGAAUUGAGCAAAUCGGAAGAAAUACAACGAAAGCGACGAAAGAACGCUGGUCAGCUCGAGUGCUGUCCACCUCCGCAGCUACUUCAUUUAACCGAAAUGUUUACGCCCAUCGUAAACCUACUACAAUGCGACGUUAUGCUGUCGCUUAUGCGCCUAAUUUUGUUACGAGCCCUUGAUUUCAAAGCUCGAAGCUUUUCUGAACCACAAGUGCACAAGAUACUGCAUCUCAUUGGUUACGCCUUGCAAGAGCAAGAGACGGGACGUUAUCCUUUCUUCAAUUUUACCGAAAAAGCUGAAGCUCAGGAAAUUUUCAAGUUACUGGAAUCUCUAAAGAGUAGUGUGAGAAUUGAUGCUCACAAAGAUCUUCUUCUCUGGGUCCUUGAAAAAUAUAGGAAAAUGAGUGGUUCCCCCGAUAUGAAAAAAGAGCCAGAAACACCAGUUUCUCCAAAACUUGAAGGAGAGGAUGCAGACGCAAAAGUUGAGAAAGGAAGUCAAGAAUGGCGCAACAAGAUGGCAGCGAAAAAACGUGCCCAAAUCAUGGCUCAGAUGCAGGCAGCUCAGAAGAUGUUCAUGCAGCAAAAUGCACAAAUUUUCGAAGAAGCGGCACUUUUGGACACAAGUAAUAAGAGUUUACAAGGGCAUGGCUCAGCGAUGGAUCUCAGUGAAAACUUAGACGAUACAUACGUUGCAUUGGGACCGCGACAGUCAACCCGAUCUACCCAAGAGCGCACGUUCACGUGUAUUUUAUGUCAAGAGGACCAACCUAUAACACUGGCUCAUGGGUCAGCUAUAGUAAGGGCAGCUUUUGUACAACAAUCUUCCGUACUUUUCCAAAAUCCACAAACUCCCACGAUAUCUGCGACGGCGACGGCGCCGUCGACAUAUCAAGAGCCAACUGCGUUGUUUCUGUCAUCUCGUCUCGGUCCUUCUCCUCAUACAAGUACUUGUGGACACACUAUGCACGUUGUUUGUUGGCAGAAAUACUUCGAUAACGUGAUGGCGAAAGAGAAUCGACGUCCUUAUCGGCUUCGCCAACCAAACAGCUUUGAUAUUGAGAAGUCUGAGUACUUAUGCCCACUAUGUGAAUGUCUUAGUAACACUAUACUACCGGUUUUACCGACUUUAGCCAUAAUACAGCCAACCGUACAGUCACAACGCGAAAUAAGCUUUGAUAGAUGGUUAGAAAUCAUGCAAGCUGUGGCCAAAUGCCGGGGUAUUCGAGAUACAGCACCAAUGGAAUGCGAUGUACAUGAUCCUGAAUGUCGGUACUGCCGAUAUUUGGCGCAAGGGCUACCCAUAACAGAUGAUGGCGAUGCCAAUUCUCUCAAAACUGAAGCUCCAAAGCCUGCUCAAAUUCGAUCUUGUCCUAUAGAAGUUUGUAAAUCGUUUGAAGAAGGAGACGAGUUAUUACGUCUCUACAGCCAAUAUGGGCCCGUGUUGUCCGAACAACUUGUUAACAUGAUUGGAUUGUACGUACAAACUACUUUCACAAAAGGUUUGAGUUUGAACUUCAAUGCUGUAGAUACACGGGUGCCAUUGCUGGCAUGGAAAUCUACUGCAUACACUGUACACGCUCUAGAGUUUCUAUUGCGCGAGACAAAGAAGCCUCUUCUAGGAUCACUUUCUUCCCGCCAACACGAUACUUUGGAAUGUUUGGCCAGGGUAAGCUCUGUUCUGGGUUCUACUUGGUUGACCCCAAGCAUCCAUGCAGAUUGUAUAUCCGAGGAUGCAUUAAGAAUUCUAAGUCUGCUUCUAAACAAUGCUGAGAGUGAUUACAGCAUUCUGAAUUGGGACUCCUUUGGAUUAUUGGUAACUCUGAUUUCCACCUUAUCCAGUUUAUUAAGCACUUUGAAAGAUGGGAGAUUCUCAUGCGUGAGUGGACACGUAGGUGACUGGCACACAGUUAGGCUCGUUUUCAUCGCUCAUAUUGUCAAAAUUUUGCUCACUUUAAAUUUGGAUGAAGACGUACCGAUGGAUACUGAAAAUGACGACGAAGAAAUAAUCAUGGACGUCGAAGAGAAGGCAGCAGAAUCUUUGUUACCUCUAAUGGAACGCUUGAAUUUGUCCUGUGGUAGAUUCACAGUCGGACAAGUUUGGAAGCGCGUGAAGCAAGCUUGCGCGCCGUUCUUACGCUGCUGUACCUUGUAUUUCCACUUCGUGACCGACGUUGCUGUCCCGACAGAACUGACCAUGAUGCACGGCGAUACGUACGAAAAUAUGUGCCGUUACCUCGGCAUGCCAGAAACCUGCAAUGAACUCCUCGAUUCACAGGUAGUGAGGGAUCUAGCGGCCAGUUGGAUACAGCAUCCAGCCCUCAGCGAAGACAAAAUCAACUGCGUGAAGGAACCUCUCAAAAUUAAUAGAUUCGUCGAUUUACCCGAAGACUAUAGCGAACUUAUGAACACGGUAUCGAUGUUCACUUGUCCAAACAGCGACAAAGAGGACUCGAGAAACCCGACCAUGUGUCUGGUUUGUGGUGCGAUGCUGUGUUCACAAAGUUACUGUUGUCAAAUUGAGCUGAAUAAAGUCAAUGUCGGAGCUUGUAUACAUCAUGCCCAUACGUGCGGUGCAGGAGUUGGCGUCUUCCUUAGAGUAAGAGAUUGCGAGAUUGUUUAUCUGCGUAGUCCUAACAGGGGUGCUUACCAGUGUCCACCUUACUACGACGAGUAUGGGGAACCUGAUCAGGGUCUGCAUCGGGGUAACCCUCUCAAGCUAUGCAGAGAAAAGUAUCAGAUCCUGCACCAGACGUGGCUCAGUCAUGGCGUAUACGAGGAAAUCGCUCGGCACGUUGAUGCUCAAUCGCAAACCGCCUCGGGCUCCUGGCAACACCUGUAAAAUAAAAAAGAGGAAUAUCUAUUGUUGUCUUAAUUACUCGCUUUCUUAACAUUGGUUCGAUUCAUAUUUUUUGGGUAGUCUUUUUUUUUGUUAUCAGAACUGAGUAGUGCUACAAAACUGCAUCUUAUCGAGUGUACAGCAAAAACCGCUUGAUUAUCUCAAGUAUGGUCGUGAAGAAUUCAUCUUGAAAUUUCAUCUCAGCGUGAAAAUUUUUUUAAACUAAAAAUAAAACGAGAGCUUGCGGAUAUUAAGUGAACUCUAUCCACCGCUUUCAUUGACAACAUAAAAGAUAUAAAGAUUUAAACAAGUUGUAUAUUUUAUUAUUAAAAUUAAUUGGAUAUUAUAUAGUUAAAUAUUAUCGUUAAGACCAUUUUUCAGAUUGUUUUCAAGUUAACUGGUCUUACUUAGAGCAAAUUAUAAUUUUUAUUACAAUGAAUCAUUUCUGUAUUAAUAUUAAAGACAUUAGAGUUUAUUAGGAAUAUUUUAACUUUGUCAUUUAAAUGUGAUGUGAUUGCCAUUUUUGUAAAUUUUUAAAUAAUUACACUUUCGAAACAGGUAAAUCAUAGUCGAUUUGCGACGAACAAUUUUUCUGGCGAUCAGGGCUACAAGAGUGAAAUUUUCAAUAGGAACAUUUAUGUUUGAUUGCAGUAAUGCUGCAAGAUUAAUACAAAUUGAUAAUUUUUUGUGUUCAAUAAAUGAUAAAGAAUAAUGUUCUUUUACUGAAUGUGAAUUAAAGUUUUUAAAAGUAUACAAUACA
This is a messenger RNA of Trichogramma pretiosum, 7250 nucleotides long. It is a transcript of the gene Ubr1, whose product is annotated as E3 ubiquitin-protein ligase UBR2. The transcript is spliced from 4 exons. The record is from RefSeq and is a predicted model, not a curated record. Bases 1055 to 6493 code for a protein of 1812 amino acids. NCBI's taxonomy places the organism in Eukaryota, Metazoa, Arthropoda, Insecta, Hymenoptera, Trichogrammatidae. Gene Ontology annotation, biological process: ubiquitin-dependent protein catabolic process via the N-end rule pathway; protein ubiquitination. Gene Ontology annotation, cellular component: cytoplasm; ubiquitin ligase complex. Gene Ontology annotation, molecular function: ubiquitin protein ligase activity; zinc ion binding.